Conger conger (European conger) is the source of this 2379-nucleotide messenger RNA. RefSeq names its product X-prolyl aminopeptidase (aminopeptidase P) 2, membrane-bound (gene xpnpep2). The transcript is spliced from 21 exons. NCBI's taxonomy places the organism in Eukaryota, Metazoa, Chordata, Actinopteri, Anguilliformes, Congridae. Gene Ontology annotation, molecular function: metalloaminopeptidase activity. The record is from RefSeq and is a predicted model, not a curated record. Bases 267 to 2342 code for a protein of 691 amino acids.
UGGAAUAUUAAGCCUUAAAAAAAGAUUUACCGCAGUCAUUCUGUGUAUGUCUAGUCAGAAUGCAAGAUCUGCUAACUGAACUGAAGUGAAGUUUAGCUGACCCCAUUCAAACUGCCUCUUAGUCGACACUGCAUUCAAAAUUCUGCACAGCUUUUUUCCGGUCACCCGGUCAUUUGCUGACUACUGACUCUGCUACAGUGAUAGAUGUUAUCUUGAGGAAGGGAUGAACGUCUUUGUGGCGAGGCAGCCGGAGGACCGCUGAACAUAUGCUCCCACUUCCCGUCGCUGCAGCUUGCUACUCUCUACUUGAUGGGCAGAUGACUCAAGAAAGUAACAGCCGCGCUGCCCAGGGCCAGGUUUCACCUGCAACAACCGAGGGCGAGAUUUACCCCGCAGCCGGUUCGGCGAGAGAGAGGAACUGCUGCACCUCGUACCUUCCCCCGACGGCCGUCAACUCCACCCUGCGUCUCCAGGCCCUGAGGAGCACCAUGGUUCCUCUCAACAUCUCCGCGUACAUCAUCCCUGCUACCGACGCCCACCUGAGCGAGUACAUCGCAGUGCGGGAUGCAAGAGUGAGAUGGAUCUCAGGUUUCAGCGGAUCUGCUGGCACAGCAGUGGUGACGCAGACCCAGGCUCUCCUCUGGACCGACAGCCGGUACUGGAUCCAGGCCGAACGUGAAAUGGACUGCAACUGGGAGCUGGUGAGAGACUCCUCCAUCAGCAGCAUAACGAACUGGCUGAUCACUAACAUCCCCGAGGGAGAGGAGAUCGGCUUUGACCCCUUCCUCUUCUCCAUUGAAACGUUCAAGGCUUAUGAUGUCAGCCUGGCGCCUGGUAACCGGAUCCUUAAGUCUCUCCCAGAUAAUCUGGUUGACAAGGUGUGGACCGACCGGGACCCAGUGCCGCCAGACAACAUCUUUCGGCUCCCGGACAGCAUGGUCGAGAGGACCUGGCAGAUGAAAGUGGAGCAAAUCCGUCAGCAGAUCAGAGACAAUCCCUACAAGCCCACUGCGGUCCUUCUGUCUGCAUUGGACGAGACGGCGUGGCUCUUCAAUCUCCGUGGCAACGACAUCCCUUACAACCCCUUCUUUUACUCCUACACGCUGUUGACCUUGGAUCAGAUCUGGCUCUUUGUUCACACUGAGAGGGUACCUGAGGAGCUGAAGCUACACCUGAACUCAGACUGUUUCCUGGAGAAUUGUGUGCAGCUGCUGGCUUAUGAUAGCGUGCGGACAUACAUUGAGACCUACCUGACCAAGCCCAAAGUUAAGGUGUGGAUUGGGACAGAGUACACCACCCGUGCCCUGUCUGAACUCAUCACUCCGGAGGAGAAGGUCCUGACCAGUGACUACUCCCCGGUGCUCACCACGAAAGCGGUGAAGGGCGAGAAGGAGCGACGCAUCCUGAAAGACGCUCACAUCAGAGAUGCUGUCGCAGUCAUGAAGCUCCUGAUCUGGCUGGAGAACACGGUCCCCAAAGGGACUGAGACUGAGCUAACAGCGGCCCGCUAUGUCAACGAGCGACGCAGUGAACAGGAAUACAGCAAGGGCCCGAGCUUUGAGACCAUUUCUGCCAGCGGGCCCAACGCUGCCCUGGCCCAUUACAGCCCCACUAAUGAGACAAGCAGGAAGUUGAGUGUAGAUGAGAUGUACUUGGUGGAUUCCGGCGGUCAGUAUCUUGAUGGGACCACUGACAUCACUCGGACUGUGCACUGGGGGACGCCCACAGACUUCCAGAAGGAAGCCUUUACUCGGGUUCUGAUGGGAAACAUUGAGAUCUCAAGAACCAUCUUUCCUGCAAAGACCAGAGGUGUUUACAUGGAGAUGCUGGGCCGCAGGGCAUUGUGGGAAGUGGGACUGAACUAUGGCCACGGGACAGGACAUGGGGUGGGCAACUACUUCGGCGUACAUGAAUGGCCUGUUGGAUUUCAGUCCAAUAACAUCCCAUUUGACGAGGGCAUGUUCACCUCCAUAGAGCCAGGAUACUACAAGGAAAAUGAGUUUGGAAUAAGAAUUGAAGAUGUUGCUGUCGUAGUACCAGUGACAACUAAGUAUGGGAAUAACUACAUGACCUUCGAGAUCGUUUCUCUGGUGCCUUACGACAGGAAGCUGAUAGACACGUCCAUUAUGAGUCCCCAGCAGCUGCAGUGGCUGGACGAAUACUACAGGAAGAUCCGGGCCAUUAUGGGCCCAGUGUUGGACAGGCAGAGUUUGAAGCAGGAGAAGGAGUGGAUGAUGAGAAACACGGAGCCCUUCGUGUCUGCGGGAGCCCCUGCCACCGUGUCCUCCCUCACUGUGACCCUCCUAGUGCUGUGCAGAGCCCUGUUUCAGUACCUGUCCUAAUACUGCCCCCUCCCCUCCCGCCCCCUCUGCCCCCAGC